GACAUUCGAUGUAAAAACUAAACUUCUCAAAAUCCAUCAGCACUUAACAAAGAAAUCUCAAAUUCAUAAUCAUAAAGUCUUUUUGGUCAUGCUCAUGGCAACAUACAAGCAGCCCCUGGCUCUCCCUCCUGCUCUUGGCUCUCACAAUCAAUUUUCCAGCUGCAGCUCGGCUCGAGUUCUUGAUGAGGAGGAACCGCUGGUUCCCACCACCGCACCGUGUGAGCCUGACUCAGUUGUAACAUCAAUUACCGGAACCACUCCAGCUGCUGGCGCAGCCGCUACUGGGGCAGUAGGCACGGAAGACCUCCAUCAUCCCUUGGUUUUCUACAUGCAUGACAUUCUCGGUGGAUCAAACCCCACAGCCAGAGCUGUUACAGGAAUCGUUAUGAACCCAGCAAUCAACGGUCAAGUACCCUUCGACAAACCUAACGGCCCAAACCUCCCCGUCAACAAUGGCAUCUCCAUCAACAGCAACAACAACGGCGUCCUGAACAACAACAAUGUCCCCUUUCUCACCGGCCUCGGUGGAAAUUCAGCCAAUGUGAUCCAAAGCAAUGGAAACAACCAAAUUAAUGGAUUAGGUGUUCCGGUCCUGAGCGGUGGGCACGAGCUUGGGUCUGGUUUGGUGGGUAAAGCUCAGGGGUUCUAUGUGGCUAGUUCUGUAGAAAGCACCAGCCAGACCAUGGCUUUUACAGCAAUGUUUGAGAGCGGGGGGUAUGUGGAUAGCCUGAGUUUCUUUGGGGUGCACCGGACGGCGGCGUCAGAGUCCCAAUUGGCAAUCAUGGGUGGCACCGGAAAGCAUGUGAAUGCUAAAGGGUAUGCAACUAUCAAAACUUUUCCUGGGGUCAACCAGCACGAAACCGAUGGCGUUGAGACUCUGCUUCAGUUUACUUUAUAUUUAGCUUACCGAUUUUCUUUGACUGUUACUCUGUUUCAAAGAUUGCUGAAAAAUAAUGUAUUGGGAUUACGGGUUCUAUGAGUGCUAAAGAAAAAAAAUUUGUGCUU
Messenger RNA from Rubroshorea leprosula, 1005 nucleotides. The record is from the annotation of a GenBank genome assembly. Lineage: Eukaryota; Viridiplantae; Streptophyta; Magnoliopsida; Malvales; Dipterocarpaceae.